AAGAAAAUAGUAUAUUUUAAAGUGUUAAAUGGUGGUGCAUAAAGUAAACAUGUCGAAGACAAACACUGUUUGUAAACUACCGUCUAAUAAUGCAAAGCAUCAAAGAAAUUCAAAAUCUGCAGAUCAAAUAUGUUCGAAUCUGCCGAAGAAUGUGUGUACUCGAACCACUCAAUGUAAAUCAAAUCAUUUGAAACAUUGUUGUUGUUCGUGCAACGGAAAAGAGUUGGAUGAAAGAGGAGUUAAGAAUAGAGGAGCAAGAAUGAAAGUAAUUCCCAAGAAAAAAACGGCGCCGCAAAAAAUACUAACGAAAAAAGAAUAUGAAGAGUUUCGAGAAUGUAGUGGUCAUAUGACGAAAGAAGAAAAAAUAGUAGCUUUCGAAGCAGAAAAAGAAGAAAGAAAAAGACUUAUAAAGGAAAGCUUGGAAAGGAAAAAAGAAUUUCAAAAAAUAGACAUGCAUCGACCUCGAGAGAAAAGCGCAACAUUAAUUGAAAUUGAAGAGGAAGCUAGAAAAAGAACGAAACACGUUCUUGAAAGAGCACAGGACAUGAAACUUGAACAGGAAGAAGAAAUCCAGGAAUGCAACAAAAUCAUAUUAGAAACUAAAUGCCGUGCCAUUCGAGAUGCACAGAUAGCAGAGAAAAAACUGGUUGAACUUGAAUUGGAAGAAGAAGAAAAACGUCUCAACAAUAUGAUGGAAAAUGAAAGAAGAUGGGCAAUCAAAGAAGAACUUAAGAAAGAACAAGAAGAGGCAGCACGGAAAUUAGAAUUUGCCAACAGAUUAAAGGAUCAAAUACAGGAGAAUGAGGAACACAGAAUGCUAGAAUUUGCAAGGAAGCAGGAGGAAAGCCGGCUAAUUAAUUUAAACAAUAUUGCUUGGCAGCAAGACGAAAUUGCAAAAUUGCAAAACAAAGAAUCGGAACAUGCACGAAUUCGACAAGAAAUUGCUGAAGGAAACGAGCAAUUGAAACAUUUUAAAGCCAUGGAAGAGCACGAAAAUAAAAUCAUUAAUCUUAGUAUUCAAGAGUACCAACGACAGAAGGAGGAGAGAGAAAAAAAAUUGUCGGAAGAACGGAGGCUUGAAAAGUUAAAAAAGGAAGAGGAAAAAGCGAGAGUAGCGACCCAGGCUAUGCAAUCUAAAGAUAUUCAAAUACGUAUCGACGAAUUGAAUGCAGCACGGAUUCAGGAAGAAGUAGAACGAGAGUGGAGACGAAAGGAAAAGGAAAAAGCUUUGAAAAGAGCAGAGGCUCAAAAAUUUCUUAUAGAGGAACGAGAAAAACAAAUACUUAACAAACGAAUAAUGCAGGCAAUUGAACUGGAACGGGAACGACGCGAGUUUGAAAAAAUUGUACGAGUUCAGAAAGAAGCUUUUUGUCGAGAUCAAGAACAACUUGAAAAGAAACAACGACAAGCUUUAAUUCACAGGAGCGAAAUACUGAAACAGGUAAACGAGAAGGAAAGAGAACGUAUAGAAUCUAGAAAAAAAAUGUUCGAGGAAGGUUUGGCAAUUCGUACAAACGUCGAAAUGCGUAAAAAAACAUUGCGCGUAGCAAUGGAGAGGAAAUGUGAUGAAAUGAGAAGCAAUAAAGUACCUGAAAUGUACAUUAACGAAGUGAAACGAAUGAUCGAGAGUAUACAAUAAACUGGUCAUUACCAAAUUGCGAUCUAUCGAUUAAUCGAACACGACAUGUUUAACGAAAUAUCGUGUAUCUAUUCAAAUGAAAAAGUUCGUUGCAUUUAUCGAAAGUGUAGAA
Molecule: messenger RNA, 1751 nt
Organism: Colletes gigas
Lineage: Eukaryota; Metazoa; Arthropoda; Insecta; Hymenoptera; Colletidae
Product: cilia- and flagella-associated protein 45
Exons: 6
Coding region: 29-1639 (536 amino acids)
Source: RefSeq, a predicted model, not a curated record